Messenger RNA from Dissoconium aciculare CBS 342.82, 675 nucleotides. RefSeq lists its product as uncharacterized. The transcript has 2 exons. NCBI's taxonomy places the organism in Eukaryota, Fungi, Ascomycota, Dothideomycetes, Mycosphaerellales, Dissoconiaceae. The record is from RefSeq and is a predicted model, not a curated record. The coding region runs from base 1 to 675 and encodes 224 amino acids.
AUGUCUGUUCACGCCGAACCCAUUCCAAUCGAGCCAGUGGUGCGCCGCAGCGAAGCUGUUGCAAAUUGUGCGACUGAGGUCACCGUCACGGUCACCACCAUACCAUCGUACUGCCUGCCUCCAGCUACUACGAUUUCUUCCUCACCACCUCCUCCUCCUCCAUCGCCCACUACCACUGGGGCUGAACCAUCACCGCCGAUGACAACUCCUUCGCCUCCUUCAACUUAUGGUCUCCCACCAUCUCCGCCACCGGUCACGACCUCUGUCAGCACACCGGUCUCCUCUCCGCCGGUCCCUAUCUCUCCUGAAGCGUGCACCGUCUGCACCACCUGGGUCGAGACUGUGACCAUCCCUUCCGACGAUGACUCCAGUCCUCCCGUCACAACUAUCUUCACGAGCUCUGCUCCGACCACGGGUCCUUGGGGAUGGGGUGCCACAGUUCCUGAAGAGAAGAGCUCUGAGACGACAUCACAACCGAUGGCCUCUGUCACAUCCAGCCAAUCAAGUGUUCCAAAUAAGCCGUACCAGUCUAUCACCACCACGGCUGCUUCUCCCUCGCACAAGCCAUCAUACACCAAGCCUAGUGAUGGUGUCAUGUCAAUGCCGAACGAUGGCGUCAAGGUGGCUGCAAGCUUGGCCUUCAUUGGUAUCCCUCUGGUCCUGGCGCUGUUCUGA